Molecule: messenger RNA, 321 nt
Organism: Penicillium soppii
Lineage: Eukaryota; Fungi; Ascomycota; Eurotiomycetes; Eurotiales; Aspergillaceae
Exons: 3
Coding region: 1-321 (106 amino acids)
Source: RefSeq, a predicted model, not a curated record
AUGUCUUCAGAAGAAACCCUGGCCAGCAUAUUGGAAGCACCAGCUCUUCCACCACCAGCCGGUGUCACGCCGGACUUUGAACAUACUCCCAGUCAUAAUGUUCUUGCCUGGUUUGUGACUACAUUUUGCAUGGUCGUGGCAACGCUAUGUCUGCUUCUUCGAGCUUAUGUUAGGUUGUGGCUGGAUGGGAAACUUCGCAUCGAAGAAGUCCUGAUGAUUUGUGUAUAUGGAGCCUACUUGGCUGCCGCCUACGCUGCAUAUUCUUUAAUCUAUACCUCCAGAUAUGGAGUUCAUACUUGGGAUCUCCAUAAUAAAGAUUGA